ACGUCCUCGGCUCCCUGCUUGUUGUGGUCCCUGGACUUUUAGGCCUGAUGGUGUUUUCUCCUGAGUUGGAGGAGGACCGUCCAUUCUGCCAGGGACACCAGAUCAUGAACGUCCUGCUGGCAGCUUUUAAAGGAGACGUCCAGUCUCUGAGGAGGUACUUCCUGUCUGGCGUGGAUGUUAACGCCGUUGACUACGAUGAACGCUCAGCUCUGCAUGUGGCGGCCACCGAAGGUCACACAGAGGUCAUCCGCUUCCUGCUGAAGAACACUGGAGCAAACCCCGCCCUCAAGGACAGGUGGGGGCGCUCUCCUCUGCACGAGGACUCAGCUGUGGAGCUGCUGCAGAGAAACACGGGACGGAUCAAUAAUCGAUAGAUCAUCAAAUAACCGAUCAACAAAUCAGUCAAAUCCUGAAGAACACGAAUCUGAAGAAGUGACUCUGAAUUGUUUCCUGUUCGUG
Paralichthys olivaceus (Japanese flounder) is the source of this 459-nucleotide messenger RNA. Lineage: Eukaryota; Metazoa; Chordata; Actinopteri; Pleuronectiformes; Paralichthyidae. The record is from RefSeq and is a predicted model, not a curated record.